AUGGAAGACAAAUCCAAUUCGUUUUCGAGCAACAAAGAGGAGAAAGUGGAUGGGAAUAAUGUGUUCCAGAGGCAAGACUCGAUCUUGAAGAACAGCAUGGGGAGCCAGAACAUGAAAGACCACGCCAACUCAGUGGGUGGCAAGGGGGACCGGGAAGAAGCCAUGGUCGGUUUUGACGAUAUAGACGCCGCGUCCAGGCAAUCUGGGUUUAUGCAGCGGCAAUUUGGAGCCAUGAUGCAGCCCGGGGUGAAUAAGUUCUCCUUGCGGAUGUUCGGGAGUCAGAAAGCCGUGGAGAAAGAGCAGGAGAGAGUGCAGACGGCUGGAUAUUGGAUCAUUCACCCCUAUAGUGAUUUUAGGUUCUACUGGGACUUGAUAAUGCUCAUCAUGAUGAUGGGGAAUCUAAUCAUCAUUCCUGUGGGAAUUACCUUCUUUUCCGAGCAAACCACCACCACCUGGCUCGUGUUCAACGUGGCCUCGGACACCAUCUUCCUGGUGGACCUCGUCAUGAACUUCCGAACGGGAAUUGUGAACGAGGAGAGCUCGGAGAUCAUCCUGGACCCAAAGGUCAUUAAGAUGAACUACCUGAAGAGUUGGUUCGUGGUAGACUUCCUGUCCUCCAUCCCGGUGGAUUAUAUCUUUCUAAUAGUGGAGAAAGGCUUCGAUUCAGAGGUCUACAAGACUGCCCGAGCGCUGCGUAUCGUGCGCUUCACCAAAAUCCUCAGCUUGCUCCGUCUUCUCAGGCUUUCGCGCCUCAUCAGAUACAUCCACCAGUGGGAGGAGAUUUUUCAUAUGACGUAUGACCUGGCGAGUGCUGUGGUAAGAAUCUUUAAUCUGAUUGGCAUGAUGUUGUUGCUGUGUCACUGGGAUGGAUGCCUGCAGUUCCUGGUGCCCCUCCUGCAAGACUUCCCUCCUGAUUGCUGGGUGUCCUUAAACGGUAUGGUUAACGACUCCUGGGGAAAGCAGUACUCUUACGCCCUAUUUAAGGCCAUGAGUCACAUGUUGUGUAUCGGGUACGGGGCCAGGGCUCCUGUCAGCAUGUCAGACCUUUGGAUCACCAUGCUCAGUAUGAUCGUGGGCGCCACCUGUUACGCCAUGUUCGUGGGCCACGCCACAGCCCUCAUCCAGUCUCUGGACUCGUCCCGACGACAGUACCAAGAGAAGUACAAGCAAGUGGAGCAGUACAUGUCCUUCCAUAAGCUGCCAGCUGACAUGCGGCAGAAAAUCCACGAUUACUACGAACAUCGCUACCAAGGCAAGAUCUUCGACGAGGACAGCAUCCUUAACGAGCUCAACGACCCACUCAAAGAGGAAAUUGUGAACUUCAACUGUCGUAAGUUGGUGGCCACUAUGCCCCUGUUUGCAAACGCAGACCCUAACUUUGUGACGGGAAUGCUGAGUAAACUAAAGUUUGAGGUCUUCCAGCCCAACGAUUACAUUAUCCGCGAGGGAACCGUGGGUAAAAAGAUGUACUUCAUACAGCAUGGAGUGGCCAGCGUCAUUACCAAAUUCAACAAAGAGCUGAAACUCACCGACGGAUCCUACUUUGGAGAGAUCUGCCUGCUGACGAAAGGUCGUCGUACAGCUAGCGUCCGCGCGGACACUUACUGCAGACUUUUCUCGCUGUCUGUGGACCAUUUCAACGAAGUCCUAGAGGAAUAUCCCAUGAUGCGCCGCGCUUUCGAAACCGUGGCUAUCGACCGCUUGGACCGCAUCGGGAAGAAGAACUCACUCCUGCUCCAGAAAUUUCAGAAGGACCUGAACGCCGGCGUCUUCAACACUCAGGAGAACGAGCUGCUGAAGCAGAUCAUCCGGCAGGACCGAGAGAUGGUGAUGAUGGUGGAUCGGAAGCAAUCGGUCACGGGGAUGAACUCCACGCCGAUGUCUGGAAACUCCAUCAUUAACUCUCCCGCUCAGCCACCGUUCACUACAGCGACUGCUAUUCUUGGGAACAACCAAUUACAGCAGCAGGCCGCCCCACUAAGCUACAGCACCUCCGCCACUAUAACCCCAUCAGGCCGCGUGCCGCCCUCACAGGGCGUGACGUUUUCGGCGCCAAGCGUUUCUUACGGUAACUUGAGCACCUCUUCCCAGAAUCCCCCUACGCCCUUGCAGCAGCCGGCAGGGGCGAUCAUGUCCCCUUGUUCGUUCACCACGUCCAUCUGCAGUCCCCCGGUGCAAACCCCUAUAGCUAGCCGAACAUUCCAGUACGGAUCGCCGACGGCCUCCCAACUGUCCCUUGUACAGCAAGCCUUACCCCAGCAGUCCUCUCCCGUCUCCAUACCACAACAGCCGGCUCAACAACAGCCGCAGCAAUCGCAAGGGGCGUCCCCUCAGAGGAGCGAUGUCCACAAGAGCACGCAGGCGCUCCAGUCAGGCAGCCUGAGCAAGGACAUACGCCACCUCUCUGCCUCACAGCCGUCCCUGCCCCACGAGGCCUCAUUGGCUGCCCGAGCACACCCCACAUCAGGCGAACCACUGGCUUCCAUUCAGCCACCCAUGGGAUCCACGGCAGGCGUCCAGGCCCCAGGCUCCGUGCUGCAAAGCGGCAUCCGCACCAACGUCCCACAGAGGGUUGCCCUUUUCCGGCAGAUGUCAUCGGGCGCCAUACCGCCCGUGCGCAUGGCGCCUUCUAGUGCCCAGCACAGGGAUUCCACGGGCUCCAGGAGAGAGUCGGCAGUCUUAAGCAGUACAGAGACGGAACAAGACAAGAUGCGGUUCGCAUCGAAUUUAUGAUCCCGUUUUACUUUUUUCACAUUCAUUUUUUUUAAAAGAGAUUUUGAUUGAUUUUUAUGGAGAGACAAAAAAAUGGGGGAAAAGACUUGUAUUUUUUUCUCCAACUUCCUCUGAAAAAAAAAAAAAAACCUCAUAGCUACCCUGUACAGAAUUUCCUUGUACUAUAUUUUAGACACACUUCCCCUUCAACUUACGAAUGUAUAUUAUACAAUAUAUAUAUAUAUAUAUAUGUGCAAAUCCAACUAGAAUAUUUGGCAUUGUCCAUAUGGGAAAAAAAAAGAAAAACUCUAGUAUAAACGCAAGUCUUCCUCUCUAACAUAUGUGACUAUAACGUGUCUGAAGAUGUUCUUUUCUGUUGACGUUUUCCUUAUCGUUUUUGAUUACGGGAAUGCAAUGAUGUUUUUGAAUGUGUUUUUUUUUUUUUUUUGUUCUUGACAAGAAGAAUUUCAAAACAAGUCCAGCAUUCAGCAGCUUUUGGCAUCACUGUGGAAAAUGUUUGCGCAAAUCGAACCUGGGAAAUACUGACAAGUUUUAAAAGCACAUCUACAAACUUUUACCCGCUGGAAAAAAAAACAAAAGAUAAUAUCAGAAAAUGCUCGGCGCACCACAUCAAGGUGUAGUUUCGACAUCUGCAAUACUUCGUGUUGUGCAGUAAUUGCGUUGCGUUUCAAGGCAGCCUUUGUGCAUUAAAGGGAAUAAAUGUAUUUUUUCUGUUCGUUUUAUUUUAUUUCAAUUUAGUUUAUUUUUACGAAGGAUGUGUGGUCAAAUCGGAUGGUUUUUAUUUUCUAUAUCUGAUUUCAGAACGAGACAGACAUUAUGAAAUGUCACUUAAAGACUGUACAUUUACACUAUUUAUAAAACUAAAGAUUAUCACCAUUAUGCAAUAGACUGUGAUAUGAAGAUUACCUAUAUGUGUGUUGUACAUAGUUUUGUAGAACUAGUAUUUACAAAAGUAAUGUGUGGUGCAUUUCUCAAACAUGGCAAUGUCUUAUCUCUGUCAGCCGCCUGGGUAAUGUCUAUAUAUAUAUAUAUAUAUAUAUAUACAAAUGGUAAUAUGUGACUGACAACAAACAUCAGAAACAAUCAUUAGAGAUAAGAAAACCUUAAUGCAAAUAGUAGCACUAUACUGUAGGUAGCACUAAAGACAAUAUA
Molecule: messenger RNA, 3885 nt
Organism: Pimephales promelas (fathead minnow)
Lineage: Eukaryota; Metazoa; Chordata; Actinopteri; Cypriniformes; Leuciscidae
Gene: hcn1
Product: hyperpolarization activated cyclic nucleotide-gated potassium channel 1
Biological process (GO): potassium ion transmembrane transport; regulation of membrane depolarization; sodium ion transmembrane transport
Cellular component (GO): membrane; HCN channel complex; dendrite
Molecular function (GO): voltage-gated potassium channel activity
Source: RefSeq, a predicted model, not a curated record